Cyprinodon tularosa is the source of this 3965-nucleotide messenger RNA. Its product is annotated as netrin receptor UNC5D-like. Gene Ontology annotation, molecular function: netrin receptor activity; protein binding. Gene Ontology annotation, biological process: netrin-activated signaling pathway. Gene Ontology annotation, cellular component: membrane. Bases 253 to 3102 code for a protein of 949 amino acids. The transcript is spliced from 16 exons. NCBI's taxonomy places the organism in Eukaryota, Metazoa, Chordata, Actinopteri, Cyprinodontiformes, Cyprinodontidae. The record is from RefSeq and is a predicted model, not a curated record.
AUGCUUUGAAAGGGGGAGGAAACUCUCCCCCCGCCGCCGCGCUCGCGCGCACGGCCAAAGUGAAGUGAAGAUGUUGUUCCUCCUCGAUCAGCAGUGCAGCCCGCCAUCCUGCGUCCUCCUCCGCUGCCAGCCCGCCACACCGCCUCGCUCUCCGCUUCCACAGCAGGAGGAGGAGCAGCAGGAGGAGGAGAAGGGAGACGCCAAGGAUCCGGAGAAGCGUCCCCUCUGAGGCGCAUCAGCGGGGAGGGAGGGAUGGAUGCGCGGACAAAGGGACGCCUCCUCUUCGCCCUGGGCCUCCUGUGCGGCUGUUCCUGGCCAGCUCCAGUCCUCUCCAAAGGGGGUCCAGCGGGGCAGCCGGACGCGCCGCCCUCAGUGCAGGGCACUUUGCCGCUCUUCAUCCAGGAGCCAGAAGAUGCUUAUAUCGUUAAAAGCAACCCCAUCAAGCUGCGCUGCCGCGCCACGCCUGCCUUACAGAUCUUCUUUAAAUGCAACGGGGAAUGGGUGCACCAGAACCAACACGCGUCCCUGGAGUAUAAAGACCUGAACACCGGGCUGAAGGUGCGCGAGGUGAUGAUCAAUGUGUCCCGUCAGCAGGUGGAGGAUUUCCACGGGCCGGAGGACUACUGGUGUCUCUGUGUGGCCUGGAGCCACCUGGGGACCUCCAAGAGCCGCAAAGCAACUGUCCGCAUUGCCUAUCUGAGGAAAAACUUUGAAGAGGACCCCCAGGGGAAGGAGGUGCCCAUCAGCGGCAUGAUCGUCCUGCACUGUCGUCCUCCAGAGGGCGUUCCUGCACCACAGGUGGAAUGGCUAAAAAACGACGAGCUGGUGACUUCCCUCCCUGAUGACAAGAUGGACACCCGAGCCGACCACAGCCUCAUCAUCAGCGAGGCCUGCCUGUCCGACUCGGGCAACUACACGUGUGUGGCCAGCAACAUCGUGGCUAAGAGACGCAGCGCCACGGCCGGCGUGGUCGUCUACGUGAACGGCGGCUGGUCACUGUGGACGGAGUGGUCUGCCUGUAACGUGCCGUGUGGGCGGGGCAUCCAGAAACGCUCCAGAACGUGCACCAACCCGGCGCCUCUGAACGGUGGAGCCUUCUGCGGCGGCAUGUCUGUGCAGAAGAUCAGCUGCAACGCGCUCUGCCCAAUUGAUGGCGGCUGGGACGAGUGGAGCGAAUGGACGGCGUGCAGCGGUCAGUGCGAACGGCAGCGGAGUCGGGAAUGCGGCUCCCCGGCACCCAGACACCGCGGCAAGAUGUGCGAAGGAAACGGCAAGGCCACGGAGAACUGCACAGAUGGACUGUGCAGCCAGAACAUGGAGAACUCCAUCGACGUGGCUCUGUACUCGGGCCUGGGAGCAGGAUUAUUCGCCGUGGUCAUCCUCAUCGUGGCGGUCAUGUUGUACAGGAAGAGCCACAGCGACUAUGGCGUUGAUGUCAUCGAUUCCUCGGCUCUCACUGGGGGGUUCCAGUCUUUAAACUUCAAGACCAGCAGACCAGGAAACCCGCUGCUGCUCAACUCCUCCAUGCAGCCGGACAUGACAGUGGGGCCGACGUACAGCACGCCGCUCUGCUUCCACGCCGCCGCCGACAAGGAGCUCUUUGACCCCCUGCCGGACAUCAAGGUCAAAGUUCAGAGCUCCUUCAUGGUGUCCCUGAGUGUGGCCCAACGAGCCGAGUUCCACGCCAAAGCGCCCGGCGAGUCUCACCCGCAGGACCACGGCUGUGAUUUCUGUAGCACUGUGGACAAACGCAAGAAAGUCCCGCCGAUGCUGAACGGGCCCCUGAGCGCCGGCAGGGAGCAGCUGAGGACCAGCGGCGUGUUCAGCCAUGCGGGAGGACGGCUGGUGGUGCCGAACACAGGAGUCAGCCUCCUGGUGCCUCAUGGAGCCGUGGCUGAAAAUAGGUCCUGGGAGAUGCACAUGGUCAUCAAUCAGGGGGAUGCAAGUGCCCAGACGCUGGAAGGCUGUGAAAUCCUGGUGGGCCCAGAGGUGACAUACGGCCCUUCAGACCUGGAUCUCUUAUGCCCUGUUGCCAUGACCAUGGCCCACUGUGCAGAGGUGGAUGCUGAGAACUGGAACAUUCAGCUGAAGAGGAAAACCCAGGACGGUAAAUGGGAGGAAGUGAUGUCAGUGGAUGAGGAGUCCACUUCCUGCUACUGCCUGAUGGAUUCCACCAGCUGCCACCUGCUGCUGGACCAGCCGGGCUCCUACGCCCUGGUGGGCGAGCCGCUGACGCAGGCUGCUGUGAAGAGGCUGAAGCUGGCCGUGUUUGGGAGCGUGGAGUCGGGCCCUCUGAUCUACAGUCUGCGGGUCUACUGUGUGGACGACACGCCACACGCCUUUCAGGGAGUGGUGGCUGCAGAGAAGACCAGAGGCGGUCAGCUCCUGGAGGAGCCAAAGAUGUUGCCUUUCAGAGCGAACACCUUCAGCCUCCAGGUGUCCAUCCAGGACGUUCCUCAGUUCCUGUGGAGCAUCAAACCCUUUACCACAUGUCAGGAAUUCUCCUUCCCUCAAGUGUGGUGCAGCAACCAGCAGCCCCUGCACUGUGCCUUUUGGCUGGAGAGAUACAGCCCUGCCACCACCCAGCUCUCCUGCAAAAUCAGCGUGCGACAGGUCAAAGGCCACGAGCAGAUUCUGCAGGUCUACGCUCCUGUGGCCGAGGGUGAAAAGGAGCCAGUUGGGUUCUGUAUGGAGACUGACUGCACCGUCACGUCCCAAACGGGGCCCAAAGCCUUUAAAAUCCCGUUGUCCAUCCGCCAGAGGAUCUGCGUGACCUUUGACACUGCCAACGCCAGCGGCAAGGACUGGCAGCUCCUCGCCCAGAAACUCCACCUGGACAGGAACCUGGGCUUCUUCGCCAAGCAGCCGAGUCCCUCUGCUGUCAUCCUGAGCCUGUGGGAGGCUCGCCACCAGGAAGCUGCAGACCUUGACUCUUUAGCCAGCGCCUUGGAGGAAAUUGGAAAGAUCCACUCCCAAAGCUCCCCAAAGGAGCCGGAUGGAGAGGGGCCUGAACUCUGCCACAUAGCAGGAGGCGGUCUUAAUGCUGCGGAUGAACCGGCAGCGCCAGACGGCGAGGACUGCGUCCCUGAAAACACUGGCUGAGAGAGAAGGAGGCCGGUUCUGACCGGCUGACCCACGCAGGUGUGUGUGAGCAGGCCCGGCUGAUGGACCUGGGCCUCAGCAGGGGGUCUGGGAGCACGGCGGGCCGAGGUGAGCCAGCUCCCACUGUGGAUCUGCCCUUCUGGGUAACGAGGACGGACUCUGAAUCCAAGUCUGCCUUUCGUCUGCUUUCUGCAGCUCUUUGCUUUCGGUUGACGUCUUUUUGUUGUUCUUUCAUAUGAAAUGUGGUUAAAAUGAAGGGACUUUAAUUUAGAGAUGCUCCUGUUCACAGACGGUCACCCGGAGGUCACCCAGAGGUCACCCUCUGUCCUUUCACUGGAAAAAAUCUACAUCGAAAUAAGUCAUUUUUUUCUUAAAAUAAGUGCAUUUUUUCUUGAACUGAGGAGGUAAAAGAGACAUUUUAUUAAUGGAUCAAGACCAUUUACAUUUAAAAUAUGAAAACUAAACCUAAAUAUCUUAUUUUAGGACUAAAAAUACUCAUUCCAUUGGCAAACUGCCUCAUUUACCUACAAAAUUAAGGGUAAAAACAUUUGAUUUAAGAAAUUUGACUUAUAUUUCGAUGGUUUUUCCAGUGCUGGACGAUGGAGAUGUUUCGUUUUACGUUCAUUCUUCUUCUUUUUCCCAUUUAAAGCAGCUGAACAUUAACAUUACUGUAAAAGUGAAGCAGAUACUCAGUCACUGCUGGAGGCAGAAGCAGCCUGUGAACCAAGCGUCUCUGGCUGAUAGAGAGGAAGCAGGAAAACAUCACUUCCUGUCGCCUGUUAUCGCCUGAUUCCCUCCUUUAACGGUUACCAGUAGACCUCAUAUCAGCCACUGACACGCUAACCACCCCCCCACCCCCACCC